UGACGUCGGCCGCUGAGGGGGUACGUGGCAGUGACGUCGACGGCCCGCCCUCCUUUCGGCUUGUUUGGUCGUUCGAUCCGGAGGCCGGUGUUCGGGACUGAGGAGGGAGGCAGCGCCUAGAGCUGGGUCCGGGUCCGCGAAGCCGCACCAGGUUAUGAGCCUCCAUGAAUACGAGGAGACGCCACGGCUCUAGAAACACGGAGCAGGGCGUUUACCUGGGACCUUCCCAGACACAAGUUCUGCCCCCGCUCGCUGCCACCCCUGCCCCAAGCCCAGUUGCGCCACCUCCUCCACAGUGGGACACCAUGUCGUGUCAAGAUCGCACCCAGGAAUUUCUCUCCGCCUGCAAGUCCUUGCAGAGCAGACAGAAUGGGCUUCAGCCAAACAAGCCAGUGCUGAACGCCAUUCGGCAAAGAAGCGAAUUCACUGUCAUGGCCAAGCGGAUUGGGAAGGACCUCAGCAACACUUUUGCCAAGCUGGAGAAGCUAACAAUCUUGGCCAAGCGGAAAUCUCUGUUUGAUGACAAGGCAGUGGAGAUUGAGGAGCUGACUUACAUCAUCAAGCAGGACAUCAACAGCCUGAACAAACAGAUCGCACAGCUGCAAGAAUUUGUCAAAGCGAAAGGCAGCCAGAGUGGGAGGCACGUGCAAACUCACUCCAACACCGUGGUGGUGUCACUGCAGUCCAAGUUAGCCUCCAUGUCCAACGAUUUCAAGUCUGUUCUGGAGGUGCGGACAGAGAACCUUAAACAGCAGAAGACUCGGCGAGAACAGUUCUCCCGCCCCCCGGUCUCCGCCAUUCCCCUCGCCGCAAGCAAUCUAGGUGGCUCCGCUAUGCUUCAGGACGAACGCCGGCACUCGGGGGACGUGGCUAUUGACAUGGACAACCGGGCCAGCCAGCAGUUGCAACUCAUCAACGAGCAGGAUACGUACAUCCAGAGCCGGGCAGACACCAUGCAGAACAUCGAGUCUACUAUCGUGGAGCUGGGCUCCAUAUUCCAGCAGUUGGCGCAUAUGGUUAAAGAACAAGAGGAGACCAUCCAGAGAAUUGACGCCAACGUGGAAGAUGCUCAGCUUAAUGUUGAAGGCGCCCACACGGAGAUCCUGAAAUAUUUCCAGUCCGUCACAUCCAAUCGGUGGCUGAUGGUGAAAAUCUUCCUCAUCCUUAUUGUCUUCUUCAUCAUCUUCGUGGUGUUCCUGGCCUGAUGGUGGAGGCGGCUCAACCGCCCACCACCAGCUCCUCCUCCUCCUGCAAGAGCCGCGUUGGGACACUGGACUCUUCUGUUCUCUUUGUAGCCGGCCUGGGGGCAGAGUCAUCACUGCUGCCCUCCAUGUGCCUGGUGCCGAAAAGGGGGCCCAUCCUCGCUCAUUUGUGACUCUCUCUUUUUUGGCCGUGGCUCUCGGCCUGGAGCGGGGGCCACCCCAAUCGGAGUGCAAUAGCAUUUGGACUAUGCUGUGAAGGGCUCUGCCCCAACAAACCCCCUUCUGCUCCCCAGAUGGGAUACAAUCCAGUGGGGGGGCAUGUCUGUAUGUAGCGGGACCAGGAUCUUGCAUCUCUUCCCCUCCUCUGUUCUAUAUAUUUGCCCUUCCCCUUUGGGACUAAACGAAAAACAACACACUAACAGAACCCCUCCC
Messenger RNA from Podarcis raffonei (Aeolian wall lizard), 1634 nucleotides. RefSeq names its product syntaxin 5 (gene STX5). Gene Ontology annotation, biological process: endoplasmic reticulum to Golgi vesicle-mediated transport; intracellular protein transport; vesicle fusion. The record is from RefSeq and is a predicted model, not a curated record. The transcript is spliced from 11 exons. Gene Ontology annotation, cellular component: endomembrane system; Golgi membrane; SNARE complex. The coding region runs from base 165 to 1205 and encodes 346 amino acids. Lineage: Eukaryota; Metazoa; Chordata; Lepidosauria; Squamata; Lacertidae. Gene Ontology annotation, molecular function: SNAP receptor activity; SNARE binding.